Messenger RNA from Calliphora vicina (urban bluebottle blowfly), 1362 nucleotides. RefSeq names its product phospholipase B1, membrane-associated-like. Lineage: Eukaryota; Metazoa; Arthropoda; Insecta; Diptera; Calliphoridae. Gene Ontology annotation, biological process: phospholipid metabolic process. The transcript has a single exon. The record is from RefSeq and is a predicted model, not a curated record. Gene Ontology annotation, molecular function: glycerophospholipase activity. Bases 37 to 1362 code for a protein of 441 amino acids.
CUAAGCAAUUAUCCCACCUUCAUACAGAAAAACGAAAUGAAACCUAUUCGGAUUUUCCUUUGCAUGAGCGCCUUGUUCACCACAUCGCCCACUUCAGAAGCCUCCGAAACAAAGAAAGUCGACUAUUUCCUGCAGCGUUCGGGUAUACAGAAGACCCACUUUGAUUUUAAUGAGGCCCGAAAUGGCAACAUGUUGGUAACAAAUUUAGAUAACUUUCGUGGCUUCGUGGUGUUGGUCCGACAAAUAUUGCUCAACAAAGCCUCCAAUGAUUGGAAUUAUUUAUUCAAAUACAACUGGAAAAUGGGCAAAAUACAAAAGCCUCGUCCCCUAGAUGAAGAAUUUCCCUGUAAAUUAAAUAACACCCGCUCUAGAGAACCACCCAGAACGGUGCACGAAUUAAGACCAGGAGAUAUAGAUGUAGUGGGCGCCAUAGGAGAUUCUCUUUCAGCGGGUAAUGGCAUAAUAUCAGAGCAAAUACUACACAUAGCCAUGGAGUUUAGGGGUUUGGCUUUUUCGGGAGGUGGAGUAGAGGAUUGGCGUACUGUUCUAACAUUGCCCAAUAUACUAAAGGUGUUCAAUCCCCAACUAUAUGGUUUUGCCACAGGCGAAGUCUUAACCAUUAACCGUGAUUCUCAUUUGAAUAUAGCCGAACCCAUGAUUAUGUCCCGGGAUUUGGUAUAUCAAGCCCAUAUCUUUAUAGCCCGUCUAAAGAAAGAUCCUAAUGUGGAUUUUAAAAAUCACUGGAAACUAUUAACCAUAUUUGUGGGCAACAAUGACAUUUGUUCGGACAUGUGUCAUCAUGACAAUCUGGUAGAUUUCCUGCGCAAACAUGAACGUAACAUGAAAGAUGCCUUUACCCUACUCAGAGACAAUGUACCACGUCUUGUUAUAAAUCUAGUGCCCGCACCCAAUAUGGUUACCUCACUGCUGGAAAUGAAAAAUAUUCCCUUAUCCUGCCAUGCAGUGCAUCGUGUUGGCUGUCAUUGUAUCUUUAGCGAACUGUAUAGUGCUAAAUUUCUCAAAAGAGCUUACAACUACAUAACACGUUGGCAAGCCAUCGAUCAAUAUGUUGCCGAAUUGCCGGAAUUUCAAACAGAUGAUUUUAUUAUUUUAUAUCAACCCUUCACCGCCAACGUUUCUAUGCCAACACUGGCCAAUGGCGAUACAGAUUUGCGUUAUUUUGCCAGCGAUUGUUUCCAUUUCAGUCAAUUGGGUCAUGCUGCCAUGGCGAAUGCCCUGUGGAAUAAUAUGCUGCAACCUAAAGGUAGAAAACAAUCUGUAUUUUCAGAACCAUUUUUGCAAUUUGAAUGUCCCACUGCGGACAAACCGUUUAUUGUUACGGGAAAAAAUAGUAGGAUAUAA